GUGACAGUAACGUAGGGGUUGAUUUGAAUUUCCAGACAUCCCUCCUGCAGUCCAGUACGCACGGGAUAAACCCCAACCUCUGUGCAAGGUCUCCACCUCCCCCUCCCCUCCUGACGUCAUGCACCGAGCUGAAGCUAUUGCACGAAAAGAGCUGCUCGCAGCCGCACUACUGUGAAUAUCUGUAUGCUCAUAGUCAGGAGUGUGGAGUGUGCAAAGGAGGGAGGGAGUGAGAGAGAGAGCGAGAGAGAGAGAGAGAGGUGGAGGGAAUACAGUUGGAUUUGGAUACAACUGGAAAACUACCAAGCGCGCACAGCACGCACCGAGCGGAAGGCACAUCGACGGUGCGUAGCCAACAUUUCACCUACUCCCCCCCCGUCCCCUACGAUCGGAUUCAGGCGAGAAUGGAGCUCCCUGCCGCCGGAGAGCACGUCUUUGCGGUGGAGGGCAUUGAAAAGAAACGCAUCCGCAAGGGCAAGAUAGAGUACCUGGUCAAGUGGCGAGGCUGGUCUCCCAAAUACAACACAUGGGAACCAGAGGAAAACAUCCUUGACCCGCGUCUCCUCGUCGCGUUUCAACACAGAGAGAGGCAGGAGCAGCUGAUGGGAUAUCGUAAACGGGGACCAAAACCAAAACAUCUUUUACUGCAGGUACCCUCAUUUGCCAGAAGAUCCAGUAUUCCUGCUGGUUUUGAGGAAUCAUCUCAGGAUGCAGAGGGAACCCUCAAGUCCGAUCCCGUCCAGUUCCAGCGCCCCCAGCCUCAACAAUACCAGCUGAACAGCAAGAAGCACCAUCAGUACCAGCCCAGCAACCAGGAGGUGCCUUCUGACCAGCUAACCAAUGGCAAGAAGAAGUUAAUCUACCAGCUCAACAGCAAGAAGCACCACCACUAUGAGCCUGACCUGAAUAUGUACGACGCACAAGCUUCGAGGCUCAAAGAGGUGGUCAAAGUUCAGGAACCGGCCAGUAAACCAGCAAAUCCUGGUUGGAACUUACCUCUGGCCCUGCAGCAGAAAUGGGUUCGUGACAAAGACACAGGCUGUUUAAGCAAAGUCAAAGAGUUGGCUGUGGAGGUCAGGAAACCAGCUGUUAAAGAAGCUGAGAGCGAACAUGCCCUUAAACCCAAUCCUAAAGACGCAACCCUACCUAGUGCUAUUAGCAGCAAAAUGAAGAUAAUCAAGAACAAAAACAAGAAUGGACGUAUUGUUAUUGUCAUGAGCAAAUAUAUGGACAGCAACAAGGUUCACGGAGCAAAGGGUAAACACGGGGAAUCAUCAAGUGAAGAGAAACCCCAAAACACCAAACCAUCAGAGAACAAUCCAGCACAUACAACCAAAAUGUUGGAGUACCCAGAGAACGGUAUCCCCAAAGAAAUCUGUAAUGGCAGCUCCCUCCCUGCUGCAGAGCAUCCUAUAAAGUGUUCCCCAAAAGACAGACACUUCUCCAAACCUUCGCCAAGCACAGCCGAGGAAUACAACACCGAAGUGGCUCGUGGUCAGGCUGAUUUACCAGACGAUCUACCCCUUCAGCUGACCGCUAGCUCACCCAUGACAUCAUGGGCUGUUGAUACCAACAUCCCAACCCCUACAGCCGUCGACCAGAUCAGGAUCCCUUCUUUUCCUAACGACCGCAAGCGAAAGCUAUCAGAUCCCGUGGAGGACAGGAGUGUUUCUAAAACUUACCUGACUUCAAGAAGCUUCAGUGUCCCCAGCACUGUGGUCACGCCGCCUCAGGACAAACCUAUGGACCUCCACUGUAGUGGCCCACGCCACACCAGUACAUGUACAUAUGAAGUCAUGGACUCUGGCAGCCAAGAGGAGCCGAUGGAUCUCAGCUGCCGAAAGACUCAGAAGCAGGUGGAGCCGGAGGUACAGCCGGAGCCUGAGCCUGUUGUCCAAAACACACCGCCUGUGGUGGAAGAAACAGAAAAAUCCACAGAGAAAUCUAAAGAAGCACCUGUUAAAAAAAUCUCCCCUUUUAUGGGAAAUAUAAUAAUCACUGACAUCACAACAAACAGUCUCACCGUCACCUUCAAGGAAUAUGUUUCCUUCUAAGAAACUGUUUUUAAAAUGGGACUACCAGUGACCGACUGGAUGAUCCUGUUAAUAUGUGCAUAUGUAAAAACAUCAGAAUUUUGUAUAUGUGGAAAUUUAUAAUUUAUCAUUCAAAUUCAAUAUGUUUCUUAUAAUGUUUUAUACUGUAACUCCUCUGUGACGUUGUAGCCAAGUAAGUGCCCUCGAGGAUUUGAGCGAAUGCAUUCAGGUGGAUGUAUUCCACUAAAAAAGAAAAACACACAAAAAAAUCAGUUUAUUUGUCAUAUGGAGCUUAUUGGGAUGCUUUUGCUGUUGUUUCAUACCUGUACCAAACUUAUAACCUGAGAUGUAUGAAGGUUUAGACAUAUUUUGUAUGAAUAAUAUCACUUAUUUUGGUCCCGAUAGAAGGUAGAGAGGAAGUUGUUGAGUAUGUGGUGAUCAAAGAUCAAAUUUAAAGCACUUAAUUACAUUUUCAUAUGUUGGUUUGUGUAGUGGAGAAACAGCUGUUCUCUUUAAGUCUUAUUUCACUGAUUGUGAAGACCGGUAACCUCCAGAUUGAAUCGACAUAUUUUGUUAUAAGUGUGUCUGAAUAGGAUGCACUCGCCUCUUCAAGUCUUUUCUUUCGUCAGGUUUUUGUCUUGACGCUGAGAUACAUCAAAGCCGUCAGUGAAUAUGCUGUUGCAACACGAUCUGUUAAUAUAUUGCACAUCUCACCUUUGUCUACAUUUAUGGAAUAACACGUGACUUGUCAAAGGUCAGUUAAGGAAAUGGUGUCGUUUAUCAAAAGUGUGAGUUCCCGUUAAGACGACAUUUUGAUUUGUACCAUAAUUAGGUUGUGAUUUAUUACCUUACUGUUGACCUCACAUUUUGCUGGAGUUACUUUAAAAAUACCUACGCUAGUCUCGUUAGGAGCCUCCUAAUGUCACACAGAUUAGCAAUAUUCAUCUCAUUUUGCUAUUGAAGCUCAUUAUAUGAUCUGAAAAAAACACAUUGUUUCCUUUAGAAAAAGCUACCAGGGUCAUUGAUGAGGAUGUUACGCAGAUUAAAUGUGAGUUGCGAGGCUGGCUUUCCAUACUGUUACAUGCAAUCCAAUGAGUGCAAGUUUUGAUUAUGCUGCUGAAAGUUCACACGUCAGAGCUGUUGGAUGUAACCUACAUUUGAGUCUAAAUUGCCUUCCAUGCACAUUUAAUGCAAAACCAGUGAGAAUGCUAAAAUGCUAUGAUGAUGAUAAUAAAAAUGAAGAGUGCAUAUUUAUUGACGAUUUAAUUUGUUCAAAAACAUUACAAGAUGUAAGCGUCAGAAGCUGCGAGUGAUUUUUUCUGAGUCCGUUUGCUCCUUUUUGUUUAUCUUUGGCUUUGUUUUGCUCCUUCUUUCUUGCACUUGGUUCAAACUAAUUGAUUGUUAUAAAGUAUCUUCUACCACGAGUUGGUUGACUUAUUGCCGUUGGCACAGCUUAUUUGGAUGGUAUGUUUCACAAUAAAGAAAGAGAAAUGACCUCUGA
This is a messenger RNA of Larimichthys crocea (large yellow croaker), 3531 nucleotides long. RefSeq names its product chromobox homolog 4 (Pc class homolog, Drosophila) (gene cbx4). The record is from RefSeq and is a predicted model, not a curated record. Gene Ontology annotation, cellular component: PRC1 complex. Gene Ontology annotation, molecular function: SUMO ligase activity; SUMO binding. Gene Ontology annotation, biological process: protein sumoylation; negative regulation of transcription by RNA polymerase II. NCBI's taxonomy places the organism in Eukaryota, Metazoa, Chordata, Actinopteri, Sciaenidae. The coding region runs from base 402 to 2051 and encodes 549 amino acids. The transcript is spliced from 5 exons.